AUGUCUUCAGUUUUCACCAGCUCUCGAUUAAUGUUCUUCGUUAUGGUGAUCGUCGUUCUCUUGACUUUUACUAUUGUCUCGUUUAAUUCUGUUCCUAUUACUAAAUAUGUGAAUGAAUAUAAUAUUUAUGCUAUACCUAGAGUUCAGUUUGAUCCUUAUACUCCUCCAAGUGGUAAUCCAAAUAUGAACUCACAAUGUGGAAGGAGUGUAAAGGUUACUCACGGUGAGAAUUCUGUUGUUGUUCGAGUUGUGGAUCGUUGUGAAGGAUCUAACGCAUUCGAGAGAUUAGCCAGUCUCUCAGAGCUUCGCACCGAAUGUAGUUGGCAAUAUAUUUAA
Diversispora eburnea is the source of this 336-nucleotide messenger RNA. The record is from the annotation of a GenBank genome assembly. Lineage: Eukaryota; Fungi; Glomeromycota; Glomeromycetes; Diversisporales; Diversisporaceae.